CACUUAUCUUCGGGCAAAGGUCCGUUUCAAACCAAGUUUAAAGCUUGAGCUUCAAUUUCCACUAGUGGUCUGAUCUGAUUGGCUCACCAUGGCCACGUUUAAAUGGAAAAUUAGUGUGGCCUGCGAAAAUCUGUCCUCUAAAUCCGGUCCGUAUUGCACCCUGAUGGUAAAGUCCGGUUCACAAUGGAGGGAAGUGGGACGCACCGAAGUCAUUCGAAAUUCCUCGAAUCCGAUUUGGACGACCAAGUUUGAGCUCGAUUAUAACUUUGGGAAGGAAGAGAUACUUAAAUUUGAGGUCCAAGACCAAGACAUGCAACUUCUAGGAUCCCUGUGUGUCACUUUGGGCACUUUGGUGGAUAUUCCUGGAAAAGUUUUUGAUUGUGGAAUAGAAGAGGGAUUGAGCAGGAGGGGGCGCUUCAUCAUAACUACGGAAGAUCCUAGGCCUGUCCCCCAAAACCGUGUCAAAAGCAACUUCAUGAACUAUGAUAUCGACCUGAACUUUGUUGUUGCUUUUGACUUCACUGACCCAAAGGGUAAACAAGUUGAACCGGUGGCACGUCAAUCUAGGGGCAAGAGUAACUUGUCUGAAGCUGUCAAUGCUCUUGGGCAUAUCCUGGAAGAUUACAACGCCGACAACCUGUUUCCCGCCUAUGGAUUUGGAGCUGCAAUUCCACCCAGCCAAGAAGUUUCUUACAACUUCUCUCUCAACCAGCAUCCCACUAACCCCGAAUGUUUAGGCGUGGAGGGGAUCAUUGCAGCUUAUUCCGAUACGUUGGCAAAGGUUCAAUUGUUCGGACCAACCUUUUUCUUCCCCGUGAUUGAGCAAAUGGUGCAGAUUGUCAGACAACAACAGGAUAAACGAAGAUACUAUGUUCUCCUCAUUGUUACGAAUGGUAUCAUCGAAGACUUCAAACAAACCAAGUCUGCCUUGGCUGAGGCCUCUGAUUUACCAUUGAGCGUCAUUAUUGCCGGUGUUGGUGAUGCAGACUUUUCAAAGAUGGUGGCUCUCAAUGCCGGUGAAAGCUGGCUUCAAUCUUUUGGAUGCAAAUCCAGUCGAAAUGUUGUCCAGUUUGUUGAGCUCAGCCAUUACGUAAGUCAGGACGGAACCUGGAAGAAGGCAGCAUUGGCCUUUGAUGUCAUGUCCAAAGUAUCUUCCCAAUUCGUAGCGUGGAAGGAAAACCAUGCAAAAAGUCAAUCCAAGCCAAAGGAAAAUCGUAACCCAUGGCUUUCAUCAGUAACUAAUUGUUUUCAAAAUUGUUCAUGCGGGAAGUCAUUCAAGCCCUCGCGUUAAAGAUGCUGAAAGUAAAUGAUGUAUGUUUCAAUCAGUAGCUCCCCAAGACUUCCAUAAGCCACAUGGCUUGUUUUCAUGAAGUCUUCAUCAAAGAAGGAGUAAGAUGAAGUAAAAUGCUAGGUCACCCUGACACUCAGAACGCAAAAGAUGGUUAAAACAUUAAAGUAUCAAAGGAUGGGGUGUAAUAUUGCAGCAUGGCACUUAUCACUAUAUUCACCGAAGUAUCUUAUCCCAGAUCACAUAGUCAUUCAGAUUGCGGAAAGACAACACAACAGAUAACAAGGAAAAAGACCAAAAACUAAAAAUGUCAUGCAUAAUAGUUCUUUAAAUGGCAAUCUGAUGAAUACGAUUUUAUGGAAGCAUU
Messenger RNA from Tigriopus californicus, 1655 nucleotides. Its product is annotated as copine-8-like. The record is from RefSeq and is a predicted model, not a curated record. Gene Ontology annotation, biological process: cellular response to calcium ion. Bases 89 to 1291 code for a protein of 400 amino acids. The transcript has a single exon. Gene Ontology annotation, molecular function: calcium-dependent phospholipid binding. Lineage: Eukaryota; Metazoa; Arthropoda; Copepoda; Harpacticoida; Harpacticidae. Gene Ontology annotation, cellular component: plasma membrane.